Eriocheir sinensis (Chinese mitten crab) is the source of this 3700-nucleotide messenger RNA. RefSeq names its product cytochrome P450 315a1, mitochondrial-like (gene sad). Lineage: Eukaryota; Metazoa; Arthropoda; Malacostraca; Decapoda; Varunidae. The record is from RefSeq and is a predicted model, not a curated record. Gene Ontology annotation, molecular function: heme binding; oxidoreductase activity, acting on paired donors, with incorporation or reduction of molecular oxygen; iron ion binding. Bases 618 to 2285 code for a protein of 555 amino acids. The transcript is spliced from 7 exons.
CUGAAUAAUCGCAGUUUCUGACAGACAGUGAGAGUAAAUCAUUUGUCCAAGGUUUAAAUAUUUGAAGAGAGGCAGCGGAGGCGUAAUACUAAGCUCAUGGUCCGUGGGAGGUGUGGUAGAAAGUGAUGAUGCGAAGAGUAGCUGACCAUGGCACUUGCCAGUCUUAGAUCUCACACUAUUUUUCCUCUUGCUACUUUCCUUCAUACACUCCGAUAAAUUACGUAAUCCUUCCCUCUGCCAGGCGCAUGAGUAAACCUACUUCGCAAUGGGUUACCGUUUAUUGUCGCAGUUGUAGUAUGAUGAGGGUAUUACAGUAGUUCAUCUGACCUUAUUUUGACUUGGGCACCGUUAGAGGAGGGAGGUGGCUCGAGUGGUGUUGCGUGCAGCUGCGUGGCAGGGACUUCAGCCAGCCGCGGGAGGUGGACUUGUCUGAUGGUGCGGGCUGCGGGCAGUGGGUCAGUUCUCCGGUGACUCUCUCCGUGUCGGUCUCACUCGACAAUUUGCUCUCCGCCCCUCCGCCGCAAGACCUGCUCAGUCCCGUCCUUAGUCUGUCGCCUCCGUCAUGAGGCUGUGUGGCGGCUGACUACCUCGUAAUCCGUCAUCUACAAACAUUAGUAAUGUCAAAGGCUGCUAUUAACGCUCUUAUUGGGCGUCGCCUUUGUCGCCUAGGCUCCCAGGUGAGGUCUUCCCAUCGUAGGCACCGUGCCACAAUUGCUAACGUGGGAGGUGACAUCCACCCGUCGCCGCAGCCCCCAAGCCUCAUCCCACAACCCGUCCCCAUCAAGACUUACAGUGAACUGCCUUCCCCCUCCGGAUACCCGGUGUUUGGAACUUUACCUCGAUUCCUUGCCGCUGGGGGCGUCCAGCACUACCAUAAAUAUGUUUCUCAGCUUCACCAGGAAUUGGGCGGCGUCUUUCGAAAUAGUUUUGCGGGCACGAAUAUGGUGUUUGUAUCUGAUCCAGUCGCCGUCAGGGAAGUUUUCGCAGCCGAGGGUCAAUACCCUCGGCACUUCAUCCCAGAGGCGUGGCUGCUGUACAACGAGGAGCGGCAGGCGCGGCGAGGAAUUUUCUUCAUGGAUGGUGAAGAGUGGAAAAAGUACCGGAGUGUCCUGAACCGCCGGCUGCUGCGCCCCGGCCCACUGCUCCCGCACCUGCCCGCCGUGAGCCGCAUCGCCGACGCCCUGGUGGACCGCUGGACCUCCCUCUUCGCCCACCGCCCCAUACCAGACCUGGAGCGGGAGCUGUACCACUGGUCCCUGGAAUCCCUGGGGGUGAUGAUCCUCGGAGACAGGCUGGGGCUGCUGAAUGAUGCUCCAAGAAGCGCCGAGGAGCAGCAGCGUCGGGCAGAAAUGAUGCGGUUCAUUGACGCAAUACACGGCAUCUUCAAGGAGACCAGCGCUCUGGGGACCUUCCCGCCCGCGUUGGCCAAGGCUCUCCGCUUCCCCUCCUGGAGACGCUUGGUCAGCAGUCUCGAUAAAGCCCUGGCCUCCGGCCAGGCACUCGUGUCGGCGGGGCUACUGGCGUCGCAGGAGGUGAGGGCGAGGGGCGACGACAACCACACACCAUCCCUGCUCGACCACCUCCUGCACGACGACAAGCUGCAAGAACACGACAUCCUUCUUCUCCUCACCGACCUCUUCCUCGCUGCGGCAGACACGACAUCCCACACCGCUGUCUGGGCGUUGUAUCUCCUUGGUCGUCACCCGGAGACGGUCCAGCGUCUCCGCCAAGAGGUUUUAGAUGCCACGGGCGGCACAGGGCGCGUGGAGGAAGAGCACCUGGCCGCCUUGCCCUACCUGAAGGGAGUGGUGAAGGAGACCCUCAGGUUGUACCCCGUGGCGCCCUUCCAAACCCGCGUGCUGCAGCGGAACACCAACCUCUUGGGAUACGAAGUGCCCGCCGGGAUGAUGGUCGCCCUGUCGGUGUACACGAUGGGCCGCGACCCAGCGAUCUUCCCGAACCCAGACUGCUUUUCCCCGGACCGCUGGCUUCGUGAUGGCCCCGCCCCCUCAGCUAAUGCUCCGUGCCCCUUCAGUCCUGGCCCUGCCGCCCCACGCCCCCACUCCCACUCCUUCUUCCCGUUUGGCAUCGGGUCUCGUUCCUGCAUCGGGCGGCGGCUGGCCGAGAACGAACUGUACAUGCUGCUGGCCAACCUGGUGACGAGGGCAGACCUUCGGGUCCUGAACCAGGUGGACAUGGUGAUCCGCAUGGUGGGUGUGACGUCACAGCCAUUGCAGGUACAGGUGGAACCCCUCACGCCGGCGACAGCCAAUACUCGCCGCUAAGACUGGACAGAGUGAAUGCUGCACCAGAGGCUCAUGGAAGAAACCACACUGAAUAAUAGGCACUCCGUCACUACACCUGCCUGGUCCUAGUGUGCUGUGUCAUAGACCUGUAACCAGCCUCGUUGAUGUACAAAAGUAAGAGUAGAUGUAGAUCUGUCAUGUGAUGUAGAUGUAGAUGUUUUUUUUGUUUUACUUAUACUGUACACAUUAUUUAGUAACGUUUUUAAUGGCAAAUAAUUGUUAGUUUUCUUUAGAAUAUUUUAUUGCAACUUGAACAACUUUUAUAACAUAAACCUUAUUUUCAUCAUUCCAAUUAAACAAGAGACCUCUUAGAUUAGAGGAAGUAUGUAAUGUUGACCUUUCCUGUCCUGUCUGAUAUUCUGAAGAUCCUAUGAUAUAAAACAUCCAGCUAUUACCUGACAGCAUAUUUUCAAUUUUUAUUUUCUUCUUUACCAACAUGUAUGUCUUUAUUUAUGAAGUUUAUCCUAGUGGUCAUAGAUCUUAGAUUGUGGGGGUGAAGGGCAUGAAGAAGAAGCUGACAGUGUGGGAUAAUAAUGCAGAAGGGAAAGAAAGCUUACGGAAUUGUAAUAUUAAGUCAGUCAGGAGUUAAUAAUAUAUUGAACAUUAGACAGACAAACAAUUGGGACAUAAAUCAUUAAUUUGAUUGAAGGUCAUGAAGUCAAGAUUUUAAGGCAGCCACUCUUCAUUUAAAAAAAUUCAACUUAGGUGUUACAUCAGUAGUGUCUGUGGUGCCGUGGUUAGCAUGCCUAACAUGAUUCUGUGAGCCUGGGUUUGAAUUGUCCUGAUCAGUUGGUGCACAGCCCACCCAGCUGUUCAUCCUUCCUGAGGAAAGUAAACUGUGAUAGGCUGGAUGAUGCACUGGCUCUGUGUCUAGGUUUAAUGGGUUCUCUCUCACCACAGGCUGAAAGGCCAAUCAUCACUGCUGACAUGCAUAGCAAAUAGUGUAUGCUCCAAACUUUACCUUAAAGUGGCAAAACCAUUUUCCACAUAUUUCCACUCCCCAUACAUAUGCUUUUUCUUCUAUUCGGUGCUUAUAUGUACUCCUCUUGAAGACAUUGGCAAAAAGAAACAUGAGUUAAUUUUGCAUACAUUAUUUUUUUCUGAUUUCAAACUUUAUCCAGACCCCUUGAUAUAUGAGGAAGUCCUUCCCUCAUAAAGAAACAAAAGUGUGAGUUGCUUCCUCCUCCCAUGUCUAUCCCUUAUUAAUACAGUGUUUGUUAUAUAGUGGAUGUAUUAGAGGUCCCUCACUACUUAGGCCAUCUAUGAGGUGGCUUGUCUUUAGAGAUGGUGUUCAUAUACAGCAUCCCCGUGUUCUGGAUUGACUAUAGGAAAGAUGGCACAUUGUGAUUCUUAAAGGGAUUUUCACUGGUAAAAAAAAAAGUUAUCGUAAUGAU